Triticum urartu is the source of this 1280-nucleotide messenger RNA. RefSeq lists its product as uncharacterized. NCBI's taxonomy places the organism in Eukaryota, Viridiplantae, Streptophyta, Magnoliopsida, Poales, Poaceae. The record is from RefSeq and is a predicted model, not a curated record. Gene Ontology annotation, biological process: regulation of amino acid export.
UCACCCCUCCACACCAUCCCUAAGACAACAACAAGCACACACAGGAGAAAAACAGAGAUAACAGAGCAGCAAACUCAUCAGGUGCAACUCCUCUGCUCUGCUACGCAGACGCCGUGCCCGCGGACACCAACACAAACCAUGAGGCCCGGAGCCGAGUUCGUCGCCAUGAGCCACCGCGCGGGGGCGCCGAUGGUGGCGCCGGCGCACGGGCUGAUCAACGGGACGGCGCCGCACUCGCCAUGGCAGUCGCCUGUGCCGUACCUGUUCGGCGGCCUGGCGGCGAUGCUGGGGCUCAUCGCCUUGGCGCUGCUCAUCCUGGCGUGCUCCUACUGGAAGCUCUCCGGGUACCUCGACGGCGACCGGGACGGCCAGGAGUCGGGGGGCGACGGGGAGAAGGCCUCGGCGUCCGGCGCGUCCAAGCCGGCCCUGGAUUUCCAGGAGCACGUCGUGGUCAUCAUGGCCGGCGACGACCGGCCCACGUUCCUCGCCAAGCCGGCCACUAGCCGGGCAGUCGAGGUAGAGCUCGCAGCGGCGGCGGCAGCAAGCGCGAGCGCCGUCGACGAAAAGGAGAAGAAGAUGGACGAGCAGGGCUGCGAGGUGAGCUCGCAGCUCGGAGGCGACCCCGCCGACGCGGCGAGCGGGAGCAGCGGCCACCACCAUGACCAUGAGAGCAGCAGCACGACGGGGCGGCAAGAAAGCUUGCAAUGAAGCCUGAGGACAAUGAGAUGACAACUAACUCAGCUAUUUCAUCUGAUUGUGCGCGGCCUCGCUGCGAACUCCAUCAAAUUCCACGGCUGCAACAUGAAGUCCUACCCGGAGGCCUAGCGUGGGUCACUGGCUCCCAGGCCCAGGCCGGCAAGUUUCAGGACCGCGCCGACCGGCUCGACCGCAAGGAUGAGGACUGCAGCCGGCUGCUCUCCGCGCUCCUCACCGGCACGAGCGCCGACGGUGGCGCCGACAACAAGGAGGAAAAAGACGAAACUGGCCCGCCGGAGGUGGCGACGGUGGCCCCUUGAUGAGGCGGCACUCACGGCAAUGGUCGGAUCGUGUAAGGGCUAGUCAUGCCGUCCGCAGUGGCAUUCACUGGCCAUUAUUGGCGGGGAAGUGGCCUUCCGACGACCGUGACAAGAUGACCAAGAGGCCCAAUCGCGUAUCUGCAGGCAUCGUGCCAUGCCCAAAGGUCCGAUGGCCAUUUAUUGGUGUAACACGAUUUUUUUUUUCUGAGGUGUUGGACGUGUUUGCUGUUUGCAUCGUGCUAUGCAGAGGCCGGGCAUUCCUUC